Messenger RNA from Penicillium griseofulvum, 2253 nucleotides. It is a transcript of the gene aspC, whose product is annotated as septin CDC12. The record is from RefSeq and is a predicted model, not a curated record. Lineage: Eukaryota; Fungi; Ascomycota; Eurotiomycetes; Eurotiales; Aspergillaceae. Gene Ontology annotation, cellular component: septin ring; cell division site; septin complex. Gene Ontology annotation, molecular function: GTPase activity; GTP binding; molecular adaptor activity. The coding region runs from base 1 to 2253 and encodes 750 amino acids. Gene Ontology annotation, biological process: cytoskeleton-dependent cytokinesis. The transcript is spliced from 9 exons.
AUGUCGACCUCAGAGACCGCCUCGCCCAUUGGCAUUGCCAACCUCCCCAACCAGCGUCACAAGAUUGUCGCGAAGCGGGGUGCAGCUUUCACUAUUAUGGUUGCCGGAGAGUCGGGAUUGGGAAAGACGACCUUCAUCAACACCCUCUUCUCCACCACCAUUAAGAACUAUGCCGAUCACAAGCGCCGCCACCAGAAGCAGGUCGACCGAACCGUGGAGAUUGAGAUCACCAAGGCCGAGCUCGAGGAGAAGUUCUUCAAAGUCCGCCUCACCGUCAUUGAUACCCCUGGAUUCGGAGACUACGUGAACAACCGCGAUUCAUGGCAACCCAUUAUCGAGUUCUUGGAUGACCAGCACGAGUCGUACAUGCUCCAGGAGCAGCAGCCCCGCCGAACCGACAAGAUCGACAUGCGUGUUCACGCCUGCCUGUACUUCAUCCGCCCCACCGGACACACCUUGAAGCCUCUCGAUAUCGAGGUGAUGAAGCGCCUGAGCUCCCGUGUCAACUUGAUCCCUGUGGUUGCCAAGGCUGAUACCCUGAGCCACGCCGAUCUGGUUCGCUACAAGGAUAGAAUCCGCGCUGUCAUUGAGGCCCAGGGCAUCAAGAUUUACUCCCCACCCGUGGAGGAGGACGAUGAGCACGCUGCUUCUCACGCCCGCAGCCUCAUGGCUGCCAUGCCUUUCGCCGUCAUCGGUUCCGAGAAGGACGUCAAGGCCAAUGAUGGCCGUGUUGUCAAGGGUCGUCAGUACGCUUGGGGUGUCGCCGAGGUGGAGAACGAGGACCACUGCGACUUCAAGAAGCUCCGCUCGAUCCUGAUCCGCACCCACAUGCUCGACCUUAUUCACACCACGGAAGAAUCGCACUACGAGGCCUACCGUGCCCAGCAGAUGGAAACCCGCAAGUUUGGCGAGGCCCGGCCACGCAAACUCGACAACCCCAAGUUCAAGGAGGAAGAGGAGACUCUGCGCAAGCGGUUCACCGAGCAGGUCAAGGUCGAGGAGCAGCGUUUCCGCCAGUGGGAGCAGAAGCUCAUCUCAGAGCGCGACCGCCUCAACAAAGAUCUCGAGGCUACUCAUGCAGCUAUCAAAUCCCUCGAGCAGGAGAUCGAGGGCCCUGUCAACGCGGUAACCUUUUCAAGCUCCGGCGGCACCUAUGUCCUCACAGGCUCCACAGACCGAGCAAUACACCUUUCGCGCGCCAUUCCAAACUCCAAUAGCACAACAGCAGUCGAAACCACAACCCCUAUCCAAAAAUACGAAGCGCAUGGCUACUCCGUCCUCGACAUCGCCGUCGCAGCCGACAAUGCACGCUUCGCCAGCGUAGGAGGCGACCGACAAGUCUUCCUCUGGGAUGUGGAACAAGGCAUAACAACAAAACGCUGGUCGGGCCAUAACAACCGAGUCGAAGCCGUGCAAUUUGCCGGCGAUGGCGACUCAGUCGUAGUAACUGGUAGCGCGGACACAACAAUCAACCUUUGGGACACCCGAUCCUCAAGCUACAAACCUAUCCAAACCCUCACCGAUGCAACCGACACCGUCUCUUCGCUACACGUGCAUAUGGGGAGUUACUCGAUAGCAAGCGGUAGCUAUGAUGGACGCGCGCGGAUCUACGACGUGCGCACGGGGAAGACGACCGUCGAUGUACUCGCGCAGGCGGUUACGAGUGUGCGCUGCUCGAGCGAUGGGAAUGCGCUGCUUGUUUCCACGCUGGGUGGGAAUAUCCGUAUGCUAGAUCGGAUGGAUGGGAAGGUUCUUAAUUCGUUUGGGGGUGAGAAGGGUGGGAAGUCGCGGUAUUCGUAUCGGAAUUCGGAGCUGAGGGUGCGCUCUGUUUUUGCGAUGGGGGAUGCGGUUGUGCUUAGUGGGAGUGAGGAGGGAGGAGGUGACGGGGGGAAGGGGGCGGCGGCGUUUGCUUGGGAUGUUGUUAAGGGGGAGGUUAUCGCUGCUGUGCCUGUUGGGGAGAAGGUUAAGGCUGUUAGUUGUGUGGCGUGGAACGAGGGUGUUGGGGAUUGGGCUGCUGGGUGCACUGAUGGUAAGGACUUUGGUGUUUUUGAGGGCUGGAUAUCUGCUGACUGUUGUCUCAAGGUACCGUCAGAGUCUAUGGAUGAAGUUGGGCCAUUUCCAGAUGUCUCGGACAAGGCUGUCAUGAUAGGACUAGUUUCUCGUCUCGUAUCGACGUCCAGCAUCGCGGGUUUUGAACUACCAUGCGCUACCUUAUUCCACCGCCAAAACAGGAGAGAGUACGGGGCCCUGUGA